Trichoderma reesei QM6a is the source of this 4806-nucleotide messenger RNA. RefSeq lists its product as uncharacterized. Bases 1 to 4806 code for a protein of 1601 amino acids. The transcript has a single exon. Lineage: Eukaryota; Fungi; Ascomycota; Sordariomycetes; Hypocreales; Hypocreaceae. The record is from RefSeq and is a predicted model, not a curated record. Gene Ontology annotation, cellular component: membrane; intracellular membrane-bounded organelle. Gene Ontology annotation, biological process: lipid transport; transmembrane transport. Gene Ontology annotation, molecular function: ABC-type transporter activity; ATP hydrolysis activity; lipid carrier activity.
AUGGCCCUCUACACCCAGAUCUGGGCCUUGACUGAAAAGACGCUCAGGAUCAUCGUCACGCGGCACAUCGCCUCGGCCAUCCACAGCGCCCUCGUUCUUCCCAUCAUCCUCACGCUCUAUAUCGGCAUUGGCGAAAAGUUCACUCAGCCCAACGACAAGUUUGGCAUUGGCUCUCCGGCCAACAUUCUUUCUCUCGAAGCUGCCCUCUCCAAGGCUAACGGAGGCCGAGACACCGUCGUCUUUGUCAACAGCGGCCACACUGGCGGUGACAUAGAGCGCAUCAUCAACUCACUCUCUGAUACCGUCAAGGGAGCGGGCAAGAAUGCAACAACGAUCCAAGACGAAUCCGAUUUGGGAUACAUCUGCCGGGGAACUAUCCGCGGCACGUCCGACUGCUACGGUGCUGUGGUGUUUUACUCCUCUCCUGACGAAGGCAGCGAUGGCUUCUGGAACUACACCUUGCGUGCUGAUGCCGGUCUUGGGAACAGCUUUCGGACGGACAAGGGCAACAACGACGCUCAGAUAUACGCGCUGCCACUCCAGCGAGCCGUUGACGCUGCCAUUGCCGGCCUCAAGCCAGGGUCCUCUUUUCCCGAAACGACGCAGCAGUACCCCUAUACCGAACUGACCGAGGACGAACAUCAAGCUGAGGUGCGGCGGAAGUACCAAAGUUCAUUCAUCAAAUACCUCAGUGUGACCUUGAUCAUUGGCCUGAUCGGAGUGUGCUACCACAUGCCUGGCUUCAUUGCUACGGAGAGGGAAAAGGGCAUGUCCCAGCUGAUCGAUGCCAUGAUGCCCACUCGCCAAGGCUGGCAUCGCCAGUUCGCCAGGCUCAUUUCCAAUCACCACGCCUUUGUCAUCACCUACAUGCCAGGUUGGAUUGUCGCUUCGAUUGUCGCAAGAACCCUCAUCUGGACAAACACGAGCUUUGGCAUCUUGAUCGUAUUCUUCAUUCUCGGCGGCGUUGCCAUAACUUCCAUGUCGCUUCUCGGAGCAUCGUUCUUCAGAAAGGCUCAGCUUUCAGGGGUUGUCACGUCUGUCACCUGGAUCGCUCUCAGCAUCGUGGCCCAGGUCGUUCCGCACCCCAGCACUGCGGCCGUCGCGAUACUCAGCUUGCUCUUUACUCCAUGCAACUUCGUCUACUUCGUCAUCUACAUUGCUCGGUUCGAACAAGAUGCCAAGGCAACCGACUUGAUACACGCACCUUCGAGUGGCACCUCCAGGCUGCCCGGUAUUGUCCACUGGAUCUUUUUCAUCAUACAAAUCAUUGUGUAUCCUCUUGCGGCUGCAUUCAUCGAGCAGACUUUACAUGGUGUGAGUACGGGCACACGAGCAUCAACAGCCCUCCAGAACUCGACCGGCGGCGUUCAAGAAACAGUCCGCAUCGAAAACAUGACCAAGAUCUACAAGCCAAGCUUGCUACGCAAAUUCUUCUCCUUCGUCUCGCCACCACGGCCCGAGGUAGUCGCUGUGGAUAACUUGACCUUGACGGCCAAAAGGGGGGAAAUCCUCGCACUGCUCGGUGCCAAUGGCAGCGGCAAAAGUACCACGCUUGAUGCAAUUGCUGGUAUCAAUGACUUUACGAGUGGAAACAUUUCUGUUGAUACGUCUGGUGGCCUUGGAUAUGCCCCGCAGCAAAACGUCCUUUGGGACGAGCUGACCGUCGAGGAACACAUCCGGCUCUUCAGUCGUAUUAAGAACCCCCUCAACAAGACGCCGGACACGGAAAUUGCAGCGCUGAUUGAUGCUAUUGGGCUUCGCGCAAAGGCAAAUGCUUGGUCAAAGACUCUGUCUGGCGGCCAAAAGAGAAAGCUGCAGCUGGGGAUGAUGUUGGUUGGCGGAAGCUCUGUCUGCUGUGUUGAUGAGGUCUCUUCUGGUAUCGAUCCCCUAUCGCGCAGGAAGAUAUGGGACAUUCUCCUGAAAGAGCGUGGCUCGCGAACGAUCAUCAUGACGACCCAUUUCCUCGAUGAAGCAGACUUGCUUGCCGACAACAUCGCCAUCAUGUCCAAAGGAAAGCUGAGGGCGGAGGGCUCUUCUGCUCAACUCAAGGACACUUACGGUGCGGGUUACCGUAUCCAUGUUCUGAACCCGAAGAGCUUGAAUGAAAUGCCCGAUAUCGAAGGCGUUACGAAGAAGGUUGGCACAAACAAUGUGACUUACCUGUCGUCGUCUUCGGACCAGGCUGCCAAAGUGAUUCGGAUCCUGGAAGCUCAGGGCCUCCCUUACCAAAUCUCUAGCCCUACAAUUGAGGACGUCUUUCUUCACUUGGCUGAGGAGGUCCACGGCGAUGGCUCCCAGAGGCAACCUACUGUCGUCACCGAAAAGGUUUCCAAGCUUGCAAGCGAUACACCCAUGGCCAGCGAGAACAUGGCACUACUCACAGGGCGGCAGAUUGGCAUGAUCCAACAGACAGGCGUGCUUUUGAGAAAGCGUUUUACAGUCUUCAAGACGAACUGGCUUCCUUAUGCCGCGGCCUUCUUGGUCCCCAUUGUCGCCGCCGCGGUGAUACAACUCCUUGUUCGCAACGAUGAGCUGGUUGGCUGUUCGCCCAUUCAGAGGAGCAGCCAUGCAUCAAACGAUGAUCUCUUCGAGCUCUUGGAUACUGCCCAUCUUGUGGGUGGCCCAUCGUCCCAGGUCGGCUCCUCCGCUGUGGCAGACUUAUUCAAGCCAGUUCUACCCAGCUCAGCAACCUCCCGGAGCCGUGACAAUUCUGCUUCCUUUGGCAACAUCACCGUUGAUCUCGUGGAUUCACUCUCUUCUAUGGAGAACUUCGUUGAGGAACACCGGAGAACCAUCACGCCUGCCGGUCUAUGGCUUGGCGACUCCAACUCGGCGCCAAUGCUUGCCUUCAAGACAGACAAUUCCUCCAUGUAUUCGGCGGUCAUAGGCCAGAACUUUCUCAACACGAUCCUCGCCAAUACCACCAUCGCAACUUCGUAUCGAGAGUUUGAUUACCCCGUGGCUCCGUCGACGGGUAGGGGACUUCAGCUCGUUGUCUAUUUUGCCGUUGCUUGUUCCAUCUUCCCCGGUCUGUUUGGUCUGUAUCCCAAUAUCGAGAGGCUCAAGAAUGUUCGCAGUCUGCAAUACUCCAGCGGUGUUCGUACCCUACCGGUCUGGGUGGCACACGUCAUCUUCGACUUUGGCAUCAUCUUGAUCCCCAUGAUCUUGUUGGCCACGAUCUUGGUCGUAUCUUCAGAUUCGUGGUAUCACGGAGGCUACCUAUUUCCCAUCUUCAUCUUUUACGGUCUAACAACAAUCAUCGUCUCGUACCUCUUUUCUCUUCUUUGCGCAAGCCCCAUGGCAACCUAUGCCAUGACUUCCGUCGUUCAAUCAAUCGGUUUCGCAGUCUACGUUAUCGCAUACCUCUUCAUCCUAACCUUGUCGCCAGCCGCAUACACCGAUCGAAACGUCCUCAUAGCACAUUGGCUCAUUGCCGCCAUCUUCCCAACGGGCUCGCUCGUUCGAGCAUUGAUGGUCGGCCAGAACAUCUUCUCGACGACAUGCGACAACGACCGACUCCAACCAAACCCUGCAGCAAUGACGGCCUACGGCGGUCCUCUGCUAUACCUCAUCUUGCAAGCCGUCUUCUGGUUUUCCAUCGUUGUCUGGAUCGAAAGUGGCGCCGGUCGAUACACCCCUGAAAAGGCAAAGCCCUCCCCGGAAGUUGACGAUCCCGAAAUCACAGAAGAGCUCGUCCGCGUCGACAACCCAGACGGCCCAUCCGACGGUCUCCGCGUCGUGCACCUAACCAAGGCCUUUGGCAAGAACACGGCCGUCGACAACGUCACUUUUGGCGUCGACCACGGCGAAGUCUUCGCCCUGCUCGGCCCCAACGGCGCAGGCAAGUCCACCACCAUCUCCCUGAUCCGCGGCGACAUGGCGCCGAGCCGCAACGGCGGCGACGUCUUUGUCGAAGGCGUCUCCAUCACCAAGCGCCGCGCCGCCGCCAGGGCCAAGCUGGGCGUGUGCCCGCAGUUCGACGCCAUCGACAACAUGACAGUCCGCGAGCACCUGAGCCACUACUCGCGCCUGCGCGGCAUCCCCGACGUCGUCAACCACCAGGUGCCCGCCGUGCUCCGGGCCGUCGGCCUCGAAGCCUACGCGGACGUCAUGGCGCACACCCUCUCGGGCGGCAACAAGCGCAAGCUCUCCCUCGGCAUCGCCCUCACCGGCAACCCGCCCGUGAUCCUGCUCGACGAGCCCUCCUCGGGCCUCGACGCCGCCGCCAAGCGCAUCAUGUGGCGCACCCUCGAGGCCAUCGUCCCCGGCCGCAGCAUCCUCCUCACCACGCACAGCAUGGAGGAGGCCGACGCGCUGGCCACCCGCGCCGGCAUCAUGGCCCGCCGCAUGCUCGCCCUCGGUUCGACAGACACCCUGCGCCACCGCUUCGGCGACACCCUCCACGUCCACCUCGUCGCCGCCACCGCGCCCCAUUCGUCCGCCGCGGAAAUGGAUGCCCUUCGCGCGUGGGUGCUGAACAAUUUCCCUGGAGCAGAGGUCGAGCACGAGACGUACCAUGGCCAGAUGCGCUUCUCGAUGCCUUCGUCUGCGGUGCCGCCGCUGCCGGUGGGCGCGGGAGCCGGAGCCGGAGCGGCGGAUGCGAGUGAGAGUGCGAGGGGGCGGCUCUUGAUCAUGCUGGAGGAGCAGAAGGGGUAUCUUGGUGUUGCUCACUAUAGCGUCAGUCCGACAACGCUCAACGAGGUUUUCCUAAACAUUGUUGGGAAGCAUGAUGUUCAAGAAGAGGGUUAUAAUCCGGCCGACGGAGAGAAGAAACCAUGGUGGAAGUCGUCCAUCAAGCUGUUCUAG